Messenger RNA from Planococcus citri (citrus mealybug), 1171 nucleotides. Its product is annotated as uridine diphosphate glucose pyrophosphatase NUDT14-like. The transcript is spliced from 8 exons. Gene Ontology annotation, molecular function: UDP-sugar diphosphatase activity; metal ion binding. Gene Ontology annotation, biological process: ribose phosphate metabolic process; nucleoside phosphate metabolic process. The record is from RefSeq and is a predicted model, not a curated record. The coding region runs from base 300 to 965 and encodes 221 amino acids. NCBI's taxonomy places the organism in Eukaryota, Metazoa, Arthropoda, Insecta, Hemiptera, Pseudococcidae.
UGUGAGAGUGCGAAUGCGAGUAUGGAAUGUUUGCGUGAUAACGCCAUCGGUUCUUUUUUGAUUUUUGAUUAUUUUAUUUCCUUCAAGAGUUUCAAGCCGCUCUGUAGCAAAUUCAAAUUUGGUGGAUAUUUAUUAAUUGGCAAUGGGAAACCGAAAACUUCCAUCAAGUCAUUUUUUAACCUGAUAGAAUUUUUAAUCUUGCGGUCCCAGGACGAUAGAAAAUUGCAGUAUCGAAUCUAACUUGAAAUAUUGUCGCACUCGCCUCAGUUGGAUUUUGGUUCGUACAGUUGAAUUUCGUCAUGGAAAUAAAAAACUUAUCUACAGCGCCGCUGGGUGACUCGCUCUUCAUCAAGCCGAUGGAAAUACGUUACACGAUUAAUGGACACGAAAGAAAAUGGGAUUACAUCGAAUGCCACAAUAGCGUCGCCAUAAUCAUUUUCAACGUUUCCAGACGAACGCUCGUGUGCGUUAAACAAUUCAGACCAGCCGUAUACGUGCAAAAUAUUCCGUUGCAAGAUCGAAACGGCCCUAUAGAUCUCGUCAAAUAUCCGCCCAACCUCGGCAUCACCGUAGAAUUUUGCGCAGGUAUUGUGGAUAAAAAUAAAUCGUUGCGCGAAAUAGCCAAAGAAGAAGUGUUGGAAGAAACUGGUUACGAUGUUUCCAUCGAAAACCUGCAUGAAAUAAAAGUUUUCAAGUCUAACGUGGGAACAGCGGUCGACGAAAUUCAUCUAUUUUACACGGAAGUCGAUGACAGCAUGAAAAAAGGCGACGGUGGAGGACUAGAAGACGAGGGAGAGUAUAUCGAAGUCGUCGAAUUGACGUUGGAAGAAGCGCGACAAAUAUGCGAACAAACGACCACGCUGAAUAAUUACUGCGGCUUUCUUUACGGUUUAUUAUGGUUUCUACAUAAUAAAAGCGCGUAUUUUCAUCAGACUUGCAGCCAAUCCUCAACACUUGAAAACUAGAAUUUCAAAUCACUCGGAAUGAGGUCCGAGGUAACGAAAAAAAAAUAUGUAGGUACUAGGUACAGACGGAUGCCAUUUCGGACACGACAAUAUAGUAUAUUAUACAUAUGUACAUUUCACGUAUAGUUAAAAUAUAAACUCUCGUAUGUAUUUCAAAUGUUGUAAAUUUAAAAAAGCCAAAUAUACCUAUUUGUAGAUGAACAAAA